GCUCAGGAGGAGCAACAGGAGGACCAGGAUCAACAGGAGGAGCAGGAGCCGGCUCCAAAGAGACCUGCUCGAAGAGGACGGCCACCAAAGUCUGCAGCUGCAGAAGAUUCAGGUAAAAAGGAGCAUAAAGAAGAGGAAAAAGAGACUGAGCUGACCAAUGAAGACGAAGAGGAUGAGGAAGGAGAAGGAGAUGAGGAAGAAAUAGAAACUGCAACCAGAGCUACAACUCGGCAGGCGUCUCGUCUCGAGGCUGAACGAAAUAAGCCGAGUAAACCAUCCACCCGGGCGAGCCGGCAGAACGGUAAAGAGGAGACCGCAUCUGGCACACGUGGGACGAGGGUCCAGGCAGCAGCCAAGGGGGGCCGUAAACGGGAGGCCAGCCCUCCUGCUGUGCGAACGCGAGGAGGACAGAAAUCAGAGGAGCCCCCCUCCAAGAGAGCCAAACGCUGA
Molecule: messenger RNA, 450 nt
Organism: Nematolebias whitei (Rio pearlfish)
Lineage: Eukaryota; Metazoa; Chordata; Actinopteri; Cyprinodontiformes; Rivulidae
Product: glutamic acid-rich protein
Source: RefSeq, a predicted model, not a curated record